AUGUCGUUCAUUCUCAGGAGGCCGUUUGCGGUCUCCUCGAACGUCUUCAAACCAUUCAGCAAGCCUUCCACCCUGCUCCGGUCUUUUCAUUCCUCCGGUUCGAACUCACCAAAUGCCUUCUUCAACACUCGACCAACCGCCUCCAGCGCUCAAUCUCUUUUGAAGUCCGCCGCUCUCCGUGAUGGCUUCAAACGCGGCUAUCAGACUCCUUCUUACCAACCUGCCAACCCGGCGGCGCGCGGAAAUUUGACACAACGACUUCUAUACGGCGCUGCAUUGCUGGGUGGGACCAUUGUCGCCACCAACUUGAUCUUCAACCGGGAAACUCGCGAGGAUGGCGGUAUGCCUCCAUUUGAACGCGAAUACCUGAAUCAAACAUUUCUGCACACUGGACUGGGAGUUGGUAUAAUUGCGCUUGCCGCUCGGACGCUACAUGCCAAUGGUUGGAGCUACCGACUGAUGGCGACAAAUCCGUGGCUGGUUAUGGGAGUAUCUCUUGUGGCGAGCAUCGGGACUAUGUACGGCACGUUUUACACACAUCCGGACAACUACAUUCAAAAGUAUGCCCUCUGGACCGCUUUCAACGUCACUCAAGCUGCCAUCCUCACACCUCUCAUGUUCAUGUCCCCCGCCAUCCUGGCUCGCGCCGGUUUAUACACUGUUGGCAUGAUGGGCAGCAUUGCCUUUGUCGGUGCCACUGCUAAGCAGGAGAAGUAUUUGUACCUUGGUGGCCCGCUGCUUGCUGGUGUUGCAGUUGUGGCCAUUUCUGGGUUUGCGCCUCUCGUACUUCCAGCCACGGCUGUCCGAACGCUGGCUUGGACUGAAAACAUCUGGUUGUACGGUGGUCUUGCGGUGUUUGGUGGCUUUACGCUCUAUGAUGUUCAAAAGAUCCUUCAUCACGCUCGCAUGAGUGAGCGUGGCUUGGUGAGUAAGGACGUUGUGAAUGAGAGCGUCAGCCUGGAACUGGACUUUUUGAACAUCUUCAUCCGGAUGGUUCAGAUUUUGGCCAUGAGGCAGAACAACAGGAGAUAA
Messenger RNA from Capronia epimyces CBS 606.96, 1032 nucleotides. RefSeq lists its product as uncharacterized. The record is from RefSeq and is a predicted model, not a curated record. The transcript has 2 exons. Bases 1 to 1032 code for a protein of 343 amino acids. Gene Ontology annotation, cellular component: mitochondrial inner membrane. Lineage: Eukaryota; Fungi; Ascomycota; Eurotiomycetes; Chaetothyriales; Herpotrichiellaceae.